GGAAUCCAGGACUGGCCAAGGCAGGGAACGCUUUGCCCCAGAACCACUUGCAGCUGCAUAAGAAGUCUGAAAAAGUUUCUCAUCCAGGCCAAAUUGCAAGUCCAGGCUCCUUUGCCAAGGGGAAGGACAGUGCCAACGCAUUCUUAAAAGCAGCAGACUAUUCCUCCUCAAGUGAUGAAGUCAGCAGCAGCGAAGAAGAUGACAUGAGCCCCACAAGGCAACUGCUAAGCAGCAGAGUGGCAGAUUUCUCAAGGACGAGAGUACCAGAUGGAAUUGAACUGAAACCCCAAAGCACGGUCACAGAACAGAAGGAUCAGAUUUUAGGGAAACAAAUUUCUAGCAUCCAAGAAGGCCUCUGGAGCAUAAACAACCAGAACUAUCUCCUGCCAGAUCUCCUCCAGCAAAGCCAAAUUUCAGACUCCUCUGUGAACCCACCAAAAGUGCCACUGACUAGCCAGGAAGCUCAGAACAAGCUUCUGAAUAAGACCCCGUGCACUGAAAGCACACCUUCAAAGAGCAGCACAUCAUCUACAACAUCGUUUACUUCAUUCAUAGAUCCUAGACUUCUGCCCAUCACCCCUCCCACCAGUCCAGUUGGACCUUCCUGUAGUUCUCCACCUAGUGCAAAACCUGAGCCUGUCAGGAGAGAAAAUGCAAGGAAGGGCUCCGUUGUCAACGUCAACCCAACGAAUAUCCGCCCACAGAGUGACAGUCCAGAAAUUCGUAAAUACAAGAAGAAAUUCAACUCAGAGGUCCUUUGCGCUGCUUUGUGGGGAGUAAAUUUACUGGUGGGAACAGAGAAUGGAUUGUGGCUGCUGGACAGAAGUGGGCAAGGAAGAGUUUAUUCGCUGAUUACAAGGAGGCGAUUCCAGCAAAUGGAUGUUCUGGAAGGACUCAAUGUGCUAAUUACUAUAUCAGGGAAGAAGAAUAAAUUGAGGGUAUAUUACUUAUCAUGGCUGAGAAAUAAAAUUUUGCGCAAUGAUCCAGAGGUGGAGAAGCGGCAAGGCUGGGUGUCUGUGGGUGACCUGGAAAGCUGCGUACACUACAAAGUUGUAAAAUAUGAGAGAAUCAAAUUCCUUGUAAUUGCUUUGAAAAACUCAGUGGAGGUUUAUGCUUGGGCUCCAAAGCCUUAUCACAAAUUCAUGGCUUUUAAGUCCUUUACCUCACUUCAUCACAAACCACUGUCAGUUGACUUGACCGUUGAAAAUGGACAAAGAUUAAAAGUCAUAUAUGGCUCACUGGUAGGCUUUCAUGCUAUUGAUGUGGACUCCGGAUCUGUGUAUGACCUGUACCUUCCAACACACAUCCAGGGAACUAUUCGCCCACAUGCCAUUAUCAUCCUCCCGAAUACCAGCGGAAUGGAGCUUUUACUGGCCUAUGAAGAUGAAGGCAUCUACAUUGAUAUAUAUGGGCAUUUCACAAAGGAGACUGUUUUACAGUGGGGAGAAAUGCCAGCAUCUGUAGCUUACCUUCAAUCUAAUCAAGUCAUGGGCUGGGGAGAGAAGGCAAUUGAACUACGCUCUGUGGAAACAGGAAAUCUGGAAGGAGUAUUUAUGCACAAGAAAGCACAGAAGCUGAAAUUUCUGUGUGAAAGAAAUGACAAGGUGUUCUUUGCAUCUGUACAGUCAGGAGGCAGCAGUCAAAUAUACUUUAUGACUCUUGGUCAAAAUGUACUAUUCAACUGGUAAAUUACAUCAACAUGAAGGAUGCUUUGAAAUUCCCUGUAGGUAACAGUGUAAAAUGCUUGGAGGUAAUAUCAAAAAAUUUGCACUUUUUACCUACAGAAACUUUGUCAUUAUUAACUUAAUCAAAAUUAAUAUUCUUUCAGUUUGGAAAGAAUUCAGUUUUUCCUGUAAAAGUAUUGCAAACAUGUUUAGUUUGUCUUCUAAAAUACAUUGCAAACCAAGAUUUUAUUCACAGUGUUAGGAGAGAACAACUUUAAUGAAGAAUGUAACCAAUAUAAGAAGCUCCUGUACUCUGAAAAGUACAGUUUCAUUUUCAUAGAUGAUGUAAUAGUGUUAUCUUGAACCUAAGUCUCUUUCUUUUUUGGACAGCAACAUUCGUAGGCAGAUAAAAAACACAAGUUGGGUGACAAAUUGGAAUCAACUUUAUUUUGAAUUGGGUUUUGGCUUGUUUUGUAUUUUAAGCAAGCUGUUACUGUUUUACCAAGACUCGCUUGUCCAAGUCUUACAAUCAGUGAAGGAACAACUGUUGAUGAUGGGGCCUAAGGCAGAUUGGGAUGUCUGAGGGAUCGCUAUCCUGCGCUGGGCAGACAGAUGCAUUUUACUGCAGACUUGCAAAAGCAGCUACUUCUAGACACGUGCCCCAUCUGGUAGAUUUUACAAAAUGCAGGAGACAGACUUCAUAUUUCUCUCAGGGCUGGAUGCCUGAGCCUGUAGACACAGUUACUGUAGAAUGUAUUUGUAAAAAUAGUUUAAAUAGUAGUUUGUCAAAAUCACAUAUGCAUAAAGCAUUAUGGACCUGAACCUGCAACUUUUAUUCAAACAUGAGACCCACGCUCAUAUGAGUUGAUUUAAAGGCACUACCCAUGUAUAUAAAGGCACAGGAUCAGGCACCCUCUUUUCUUCCCUUCUUGCUCUUUCAGCAUCAAGUCGUCAUGUAUUUCUAUGUAAAUAUAAUCUUUCCACAAUGGAUGUUAAGAUUAACUAUUUGGAUAUUUUCAUAAAUAUAUUAAGAAUACAUUUGUUAAUCUAUUAUAAAUAGAAAAUAUAAAUAAUUUCAGGUGCUUUCUAUGCUCAUUACAUCUAAAUAAACCUGCAUCCACUAGU
Antrostomus carolinensis (chuck-will's-widow) is the source of this 2789-nucleotide messenger RNA. Its product is annotated as mitogen-activated protein kinase kinase kinase kinase 4. The transcript has 13 exons. The annotation marks the transcript as partial. NCBI's taxonomy places the organism in Eukaryota, Metazoa, Chordata, Aves, Caprimulgiformes, Caprimulgidae. Gene Ontology annotation, cellular component: cytosol. The record is from RefSeq and is a predicted model, not a curated record.